ACUCAAGUACUGGUCCUCGGAUCAGAGAAGACCAGCUCUGGUCUGGGGAGGAAUGGGAGGAGGCUUGAGCCCAGCUCCCGCCUCCCCGACCUUGUUCGGCAUUGGGCUGGGAAGGGGGCCAGACCCAAAGGACAGAAGCAGAAAGCACACGAAACCUGGGAGCCUGUGAUGUCGGAUCCCGCAUGGGCCCUGCGGGAGUUUUGGGGAGCAGGGCUCUUAGCCAGUGGGCCCUGGCCUCAGGCUGCCUCAGGAAGCCAGGCUCAUGGGGUCUGCUGGGGGCAUGGCAAGUAGAACCCCAGCCCUGUGUGAGGUGAGGCAUGGUUGCCAGGUGACUGUGCCAGGGCAGCCACUCGCCGUCAGAAGCACUCUGCUUGCUGUGCUCACCCCUCAGCUGUGGCCACCCUGGUGCCACUCCUUCCCUGGCCACCAUGUCACGGCAGCUCAACAUAGACACUUUACGGCAGAACUUCUGGAAGGAGGAAUAUCUGAGGGAAAAGAUGUUGCGCUGUGAAUGGUACCGCAAGUAUGGGUCGAUGGUGAAGGCCAAGCAGAAGGCUAAGGCUGCAGCCCGCCUGCCCCUCAAACUGCCCACCCUGCACCCCAAAGCCCCACUCUCACCCCCACCCACCCCCAAGUCAGCCUCUUCCAAGGUGCCCAGCCCUGUCCCAGAGGCUCCUUUUCAGUCAGAAAUGUACCCGGUACCGCCUGUCACCCGAGCCCUGCUGUAUGAAGGCAUCUCCCACGACUUCCAGGGGCGCUACCGCUACCUCAACACUCGAAAACUGGACAUGCCAGAGACGCGAUACCUCUUCCCCGUCACCACCAGCUUCACGUAUGGCUGGCAGCUGGGCCCCCCAGUGAAGCAAGAACUGGUCUCCUGCAAGACGUGCCGCAUUGAGUCAUUCUUCCGCAAGAACGGGGCCUUCGCACUGCUUGAUCCCCGAGACCUGGCCCUCUGACCGUGGGCCAGAUGUGGGCUUAGGGGAGGGAAGAAGAAAUAACAGGCCUCCUGGUGGGGCAAAGCUGCUGUGUGUGUCUGUGCCCCUCUGCUUUCCCCGGCCCUGAGGCUGCAUUCAGGCCUUUCUGAAACUAUCUGACCUGCAAGUUGCCCUCUUGCUUUUUCCGUAACCCUCAUCUCUUUAAUCAUCGCUUUGAGGACUCAGCAAUGACCAGAGGGGGCUGGGAAGGGCGAGCACUACUCUGCAGGCACGGGAUCUCAGCACCAGGGGAACACAGUAGUUCCAGGAAGUUCUGGGUGUUCCUGGGGAGAGAGCGGCCUGUCAUCUCGGAGGCCAGGGAAAGGGGACUCCUGCCACCGCCACACCCCUCCUUGCCCGCCCCUCACCUGGCCCCGAGGGCCCGCAGCCGCUCAGUCCUCUCCCGAUGCAUCUGCUCUAGCUGCUUCCGCAGGGCGCGCCGCCGGCCAGCCGCGUCCUCCUGGCGGUGCAGAGCGCUGAGCGUCCGCAGCUCAGUGGGGCGGGCGGGGCAGCACCUGGCACACCUGCACCUCGCGCCCCGCCGGAGGCACAGCCAGAGUGCAGUGCGCUCACUUCAAAGGGAUCCGGGCGCGCCAAGCUCGGCCCCUGCCCCGCGCAGGCUCCUUGUGGCCCCACCGCCUUCUAGGG
This is a messenger RNA of Pongo pygmaeus (Bornean orangutan), 1625 nucleotides long. RefSeq names its product sperm microtubule inner protein 1 (gene SPMIP1). The coding region runs from base 429 to 959 and encodes 176 amino acids. The record is from RefSeq and is a predicted model, not a curated record. The transcript is spliced from 2 exons. NCBI's taxonomy places the organism in Eukaryota, Metazoa, Chordata, Mammalia, Primates, Hominidae.